AUGGCAAAGCCAACAACAGAGGAACUUAUCCAGCGAAUGUCCCAAAACGGGGCGGGUACUGGUGAGAAGCGCACGGAAGCGGUCGAAGACCCUGCUAUGUUGCGCGCAAGGCUUAUUGAAGCCUUGAAGAAAGCGCGACUGAUAGAGCGGGAGGAGGACCUGCUUCCUUGUGCUUCUCAACCUGAUCCUGCCCGCCCACCGGCCCCUUCUUCCCUCCCUGCCCAGUCCGUCUCGCCUCAAUCCAUAUCUCCAUCAUCCAAUUCGACCUUGACUGCGGCCGAUCAAGAAUCGCCGGCUUCUUCCUCGUCCUCCGAGCUUUCACACGACUCGUCAGACGAGGAAUCACAGGAAUCGACAAUGUGUUCACCAAAGACAGCAAAAGAGCUGUCAUUAUCGACUGGCCAAUACCAUGCCGUCACCAGUGACCACCAAAGCGGUCAGGAGCCGGAUGAUGAGCCCCAAGCACCAGGACUUGUGCUUGGAGGCUACGUCAGCGGAAAACCUGUAUACUUCGCGACUAAGGAAACUUCGGAGCCCAAAGCGAUCGAGACCAAGACGGCCAUUGGCCUGCGACACGUACAACAGCCUAUAGAGACCUGCUUUGGACAGACGCCUACCGAUGUGCUGGCUGGCGCUGAAUCGAACCAGCCAAGCCUCCCCUCAAUGCCACCCAAUCGCACCUUCUCCAACGACUGGUUCGCUGUUGGCAAGUCCUCCUUGGGCGGCUAUGGCAUCUCUGCCGCCGUCGAUAUCCCGAAGCAUACACACUUCCUUGUCGAGAAACCAUUCAUCCGCCUCAAGAAGUAUUGCGAGCUCCCAGGCAAAUAUGCAAAGCUGUCUCAGGAAGAGAAGCUCGUCUUCGACAAUUUGCACGAGUUCGACAAGCAGGACAGAGCGCCUGUCUUCAAGAAGUGGAACGCGAACAGCUUCGUCCUCGGCCAAGGCGAGGGCUGCUUUGCUAUUGCUUCCAAUUUCAACCACGCCUGCCACUCGAAGCGCAAUGCGCAGUACUGCUGGGACGGAAAGCGGCGCGUGAUGACUUUCACCUCGAUACGCGAGAUCGCGAAGGGAGAGGAGAUCUUCAUCUCGUAUGGCUCGGUCUGGGAGUUGCUCUUGGAGAAGUUCGGCUUCGCCUUUGGGAGGGAUGAGGACUGCAUUUGA
Cryphonectria parasitica EP155 is the source of this 1161-nucleotide messenger RNA. RefSeq lists its product as uncharacterized. Gene Ontology annotation, molecular function: protein binding. The transcript is spliced from 4 exons. The record is from RefSeq and is a predicted model, not a curated record. Lineage: Eukaryota; Fungi; Ascomycota; Sordariomycetes; Diaporthales; Cryphonectriaceae. The coding region runs from base 1 to 1161 and encodes 386 amino acids.